Messenger RNA from Xiphophorus couchianus (Monterrey platyfish), 2582 nucleotides. It is a transcript of the gene chrna10a, whose product is annotated as cholinergic receptor, nicotinic, alpha 10a. Gene Ontology annotation, molecular function: acetylcholine-gated monoatomic cation-selective channel activity; transmembrane signaling receptor activity. Gene Ontology annotation, cellular component: postsynaptic membrane. The record is from RefSeq and is a predicted model, not a curated record. NCBI's taxonomy places the organism in Eukaryota, Metazoa, Chordata, Actinopteri, Cyprinodontiformes, Poeciliidae. The transcript has 5 exons. Gene Ontology annotation, biological process: monoatomic ion transmembrane transport. The coding region runs from base 64 to 1644 and encodes 526 amino acids.
GGAAACUAGUUUAGCACCGAACAAAUCAAAGAGUCCUUGGCCGCAGAUACUUUGCUUUGGAAAAUGCUACGUUGGAGAAGUCCGACUUUACUUCAUUCAUUUCUAUUCUUUAGUGCCAUGACAAUAUGUGAGGGUGCAUAUGCCAAAUAUGCCCAAAAGCUCCUGACAGACCUAAUGACCAACUACACAAGUGCUCUGAGGCCUGUGGAGGACACAAAUAACAUCCUGAAUGUGACUCUGCAGGUUACACUCUCACAAAUCAUCGACAUGGAUGAGCGAAAUCAAAUUUUGACUGCUUAUUUGUGGAUAAGGCUAGUCUGGUUUGAUGCGCACCUCAGAUGGAAUAAAGAUGAAUACGAUGGACUCGACACCAUCUGUAUUCCUGGUAGUUAUGUAUGGAGACCUGAUAUAGUCCUUUAUAACAGCGCAGACAACCAUUUUACCGGCCCGAUGGAUACCAACGUGGUGAUCCGGCACGACGGCCAGAUGAUGUGGGAUUCCCCUGCCAUCACAAAGAGCUCAUGCAAAGUGGAUGUGUCCUUUUUCCCCUUCGAUGGUCAGCAGUGCAGGUUCACUUACGGCUCCUGGACCUACAAUGGAAACCAGCUGGACAUCCUGAACGCCAUGGAGAGCGCCGACCUGGCUGACCUGGUGGAAAAUGUGGAGUGGGAAGUUCUCGGCAUGCCGGCAAAGAAGAAUAUUGUUCAAUAUGGAUGCUGUGCAGACCCAUACCCAGACGUGACUUACACGCUGCAGCUAAAGAGAAGAGCUUCCUUUUACGUUUUCAACCUUCUCAUACCGUGUGUGAUGAUCUCUUUUCUGGCUCCACUGGGUUUCUACCUGCCUGCUGAUUCUGGGGAAAAGGUUUCUUUGGGUGUCACUGUGAUGCUGGCACUCACCGUCUUCCAGCUGCUGGUUGCAGAAAUUAUGCCACCUUCUGAGAAUGUGCCACUAAUUGGAAAAUAUUACAUUGCAACGAUGACAAUGAUCACAACCUCCACUGCCCUGACCAUCUUUAUCAUGAACAUUCACCACUGCGGCCCAGAUGCCAAGCCCGUUCCCAAGUGGGCUAAGAAAGUCAUUCUGCAGUACAUGGCCCAGAUGUGUUUUGUCUAUGAAGUUGGGGAGAACUGCAUGUCGGCAGAGUCAGACAGACAGGAACCUGCACUUGUAAGCAACACCAGCUGCCCCAUGAACGGGCAGGUGUGUCCAGGAAGAGAGGACGACUGCAUCAUCAAAAGUGGUCAGGAAAUGGUUGGAUCUGUCAUCACAGAGGAGAGAGAAGAAAUGGAUCAAAUCCUAAGUCCACUAGGAUCAGUAAGGAGGAAUCCUACAAACAGCACUUGGAGGAAUGGCAUCUUCUUGGACUGUGGGGAGUCAGGGGAUCCGGUGAGAUGCAGAAAGGGAGGCGUGAGUGAUGUGGAGAGAAAAGAUGACGGGAUUUCCUGUAACACUCAUCCUAACGAUGGGCCACUGCUGCAUAACAUUGAAUACAUCGCCAACUGUUACAGAGAUCAGAGGGCCACACAGAAACGAACAGGGGAGUGGAAGAAAGUAGCCAAAGUUUUAGAUCGCUUUUUCAUGUGGAUGUUUUUUAUAAUGGUGUUUUUCAUGAGCCUCCUUAUCAUGGGCAAAGCUGUUUAAUCAGCACUACUUUUAUUUGAUUGUAAAAUUCUUUUGAAGCCUCGAUUCCAAACGGUAAAAUGAGAUCUUUAAGAAAGAUGUGUAGCAUAUUUAUAUUCGCAGCCCAUAAAAGGCUAAUUUUGUUAGCAAAUCAAGAACAAAAGGUGUAUACUAUAUUUGUUUUUAACUCGGGUAAAUUUUCUUCUUGUUCUUAAGUAAUGAAAUACCGAGCUCUUUUUAUAAAUUAUAUAGAGAAAUUUUUCUAUGUGACAUAAGAAAGUGGUGUCUGACAUUAUGGCAGUGUCUUCAAAAAGUAUUCAUACACCUUACAUUUUUAGAGUUUUUUUUUGUCAUAUACAACUGUCAUGUUUGGUGUUUAGAAGAGACUAAAAUGCAACAGGAUGGAGACAGAUGUAUGAUAAAAAUGAAUUUAAUUAUGAACAGAAAAACUUACAUUACAUGAGUCCUCUAUCUUAAGAAACAGAGGUGUCAGGGUGACAGGAGCAGGAAGUGUAAAUAUAACAGAAAUUGAAAUGAAGAACAAAGAAAACCAAUGAGCUUAUAUACAAUGGUGGAGAUGACAAAUCAAGGAGACCUAAUUAGAGGCAAACUGAGCUGAGAGAACGGGUAGACACAGGUGAACCAGGUGAUAGAUAUGACAUAGAGCAAACUGGCAGGUGAAACACACCUCAAACACACCUGAAUAAAAUGAAAGAGUCAUUAGCAGGCCUCUGCAGAGCUGAAUGGCAAACGGAUGAGUAAAUUGACCUAUUCGAUUCAGGUGUGUCAGAGUAGAGAUGCAUCUAUUAGAUGAUUGUAUUGCAUGGUUUUUCCCAGCUGUCACUGUCCCAUUAAUGUCCAUCAAUGAAUACAAGGUUCAUUGAUGGACAUUAAUGGAUAAAAAUGACUCAUGGAAAUAGAUAUCAGCACCAUGUUUAACUGAUUUUCCCUUUGUUUUU